AGAUAUUACCAUUUGUUACGGAUGUCGCGGUAACAGAAACCACAAAAAAAAAAUAUAAUAAAUGAAGCAAAAAUGGCUCUCACUAAAGUUUAUGAUGCUGCCACAGUCUUUAAGCACAUGAAUGGCAUUCUAAAUGUGUACAAGCCAGCCGGUAUGAAGGUCAAGCACGUGCGCAAUGCUAUUCUGAACAACAUUUGCAAAGGACUCAACGAAAUGGAGCAAAGGAAUCCACGCAAGUUCCGAGAGAACAGAAUCCUCCUGGGCACAGGCACCGCAGCCGAUCACGUACUACAUAGCAUAGGAGAGCAGACGGAUCUAUCGGACCACCUUCUGUCUACCGGCCCGCGUUACCUACCGCGCGACUUGAGCUGCGCCACAGUGUCCAGCCUGGGCGAUCACACCAGCGGAGUGCUGCUCUUUGGGAUCAACAGGGGAACAGUCCAGUCUAGUUCUAUUCGGAAAAAUCGACCAGUGCGGGUCUACCACCUAAUCGGGCACUUAGGCAGCGCAACCGAAAAUCAUUUACCAGACUCACGGGUCACAAUGCGCUCCAACCACCGACACGUGUCCGCAGACAGGAUCAGCAGUCUGGCUGCCUCCAUGCAAGCAUCCCAUCAGCGUAAGAUGUUUGAGCUCUGCGGUGUCGAUUUGCAGACCCAGGAGGCCUACGAACUGGCCUGUAGAGGUCUUCUACGUCCAGCGGACGACAGUCAGCUCGUUGUCUACGGCAUAAAGCUGAUUCACUUUGAACGUCCGUACUUCACGCUGGAACUUUAUACCAUCAACGAGACGCAGGAGUGCUUAGCUACGCUAGUGCACGAUAUGGCUUUGGACCUCCGAACAGUGGCGCACUGCUCCCAACUACGCUGCGUGCGCCAUGCCCACUUUGAUGUGACAGAUAGUCUGCUCAGACACGCCUGGCACUUGCCAGGAAUUAUCAAAAACCUCCGCCAGCAACGUAACAUCCUGAGGGAGCACCCACAGCUUCUGCGACAGCAUCGAGUGGAACUGCAAAUUUCAGAAUAAUUUAGGAUUUCAUUGUAGGUAACUGAAAAUAGGUAAAUAAAUGUAGGCAGAUAAUGGAAA
Messenger RNA from Drosophila yakuba, 1086 nucleotides. RefSeq names its product mitochondrial mRNA pseudouridine synthase Trub2. The record is from RefSeq and is a predicted model, not a curated record. Gene Ontology annotation, molecular function: pseudouridine synthase activity; RNA binding. NCBI's taxonomy places the organism in Eukaryota, Metazoa, Arthropoda, Insecta, Diptera, Drosophilidae. The transcript is spliced from 3 exons. Gene Ontology annotation, biological process: pseudouridine synthesis; RNA processing. The coding region runs from base 73 to 1026 and encodes 317 amino acids.